Cyprinus carpio (common carp) is the source of this 2062-nucleotide messenger RNA. It is a transcript of the gene ogg1, whose product is annotated as 8-oxoguanine DNA glycosylase. The record is from RefSeq and is a predicted model, not a curated record. Gene Ontology annotation, biological process: base-excision repair; nucleotide-excision repair; base-excision repair, AP site formation. Gene Ontology annotation, cellular component: nucleus. Gene Ontology annotation, molecular function: damaged DNA binding; 8-oxo-7,8-dihydroguanine DNA N-glycosylase activity. Lineage: Eukaryota; Metazoa; Chordata; Actinopteri; Cypriniformes; Cyprinidae.
AGUCUGCCGCAGAUCUCAUAAGAAGAAGCAGCAGAAGAGCGACGGACCAUCCACCGUCAUUUACUAGACGGUUUCGAUUUGUAUCUCAGAUGCCAAUCCUUUGGAUCAUUAGAUGUAACUAAUUUAUUGAGCAAAUUCCAAUAUGAAAUAAUAAAACAUCUGGUAUAAAAACAAACUGCGAUUUGAAUGCACCUUGAUGGGGGAUUUCUCUUUUUGAGCCGUCGAGCGUCCCUUGGAAGAAUGUGCAUUAAGUUGCACAUUAGCUAGCAACAACCCAAUGGAUUACAAAAUACUUUUGUACAAGCACGAAGAUAUAUUAAGUAUACUGGCAUAGUCUGUCUCAUCUGUGUCUCUUUUAGCUAACUUGAUUGGUCCUGACUGUGAAAGGAACAGAGCUACAUAAUGUCCCAGCAUGCUCUGCUCUCUGCGGGUUGUAAGGCAUGGCGGUCACUGUCAUGUCCCCGGUCAGAGCUUCGGCUGGAUCUCACUCUGGGAUGUGGUCAGACGUUCCGAUGGCGUGAGACUGGAGAUGGUCACUGGACGGGAGUAAUGCGAGGAAAAGUGUGGACACUAACUCAAACAGAGGAUACUUUAUGGUACUAUGUUUACAGUCAUCAAAUAAAUCCAACAGAAAACAGACAGAAAUGGAAGGUGGAAGAGGAGGAGCAGUUAUUGGGGAAGAUGUCAAAAAGAAAGACUGACAUGAAGCAGGAAGAGGUGGGAUUUUGCACCAUGAUGUCAGAGCCUGACAACAAAGAGGAGGAACAUCUGAGGGAGUAUUUCCAGUUAGGUGUUAAAUUAGGGGAUCUCUACAGGGACUGGAGCACUGUGGAUCCACACUUCAAACAUACAGCAGACAUCUUCACAGGAGUGCGUUUGUUGCGUCAAGAUCCUGUGGAGUGUCUUUUCUCAUUCAUCUGUAGCUCGAAUAAUCACAUCUCGCGGAUUCAGGGCAUGGUUGACAGACUGUGUCAGACACUUGGGACUCUCCUCUGCAAGCUUGAUGACGUGGCCUAUCAUGAUUUCCCCCCUCUGCAUGCUCUUACAGAUCCUAGUGUGGAGAUGCGUUUGCGUGAUUUGGGUUUUGGCUACCGUGCUCGUUUCCUGCAGCAGAGCUCUCAAAUCAUUGUGAACUCUCACGACCCUGACUGGCUCCAGUUGCUCCGCAGCACCCCGUACCUGCAGGCCAGAGAUGCACUGAGAGCUCUUCCUGGAGUUGGUCUCAAAGUGGCUGACUGUGUAUGUCUGAUGUCCCUGGAUAAGUUUGAGGCUCUUCCUGUGGACACACAUGUGUGGCAAAUAGCCAAACGAGACUACAGCUUUGCUGGUGGGAGCAGUCAGAAGACUUUGACUGAUAGAGUCUACAAAGAGAUUGGUGACUUCUUUAGAAAACUCUGGGGUCCCUAUGCAGGCUGGGCACACUCUGUACUUUUCUGUGCUGAUCUAAAGAGGUUUCAGAAGCUGAAAGAAGAGAUUCCUAAACUGAAAGAUGAUAAAACAGAUCUGAAGAAAAAGAUAAAGGAGAGAAGACAUGACAGAUGUGAGGAAAAACAGAAAAGAGAAAAAGGCAAAAAGCAAAAGAGAACAUGAGAUUAUAUGACUCACAACACACUGAAGGGCUUCUUGUUUGUGACAAAGGAUAAAUUACUUUUAUAUUAUGUAAUUCCUUUUUCUUAAUUACUAUUUUCUAAGUAGAUUGCAUCUUUCAUUGGCUCAUUUGCCAUUUCAGCUCCUUAAUAUAUUAUUUUAUGUUUUGCUUUUGGAUUUAUAUGUAGAAAUUAUAAAAUCACUAUUAUAACAUUUUUUAAAAAUCACCUUUUCUCAAAGUUCAGCACUGUUUUGUGCUUGAAUAUGAAGUAGCAUAGUUUUCAGAGUCUCAUGGGAUCUACAUGAAUCACACAAAUGACCUAUUUUGAAUUCAAAAUGGUGAUUUUCGGUGAGUGGUAUAGAUCCCUGUUAACAAUCUUGUCAGUUUCUCUUGAUUGUAAAUUGAAUGCUCCUACAGAAACAUACUACGACUUUUCUGAGCAACAGAGACAAAAAUAAAUGUUGAUUGACUUAA